AUGUCUGUCACAAUUAAAGAGACACUUUACAUUAAGCCCACCAGGCCAACGAAACAUGUUGAAAUUCCGCUUUCUAAUUGUGAUAUUAUCUUGCCACCAGUUUAUGUCGGGCCCAUUUAUUUUUUUAAAAAUGUUUUAAAGAAAGAUGAUUUUAUGAACAUUCAAAAACUUUUAGCAUCACUUGGGGAUGUAUUAAACGAUUAUUAUCCUCUGGCUGGUACACUUAAAAGUGCGCCUAAUGGUAGUUAUAUCAUCGACUGUAAUGAUCGUGGCAUUCAAUUUAUCAUUGCUGAGUGUUCUGACAUUACAAUCAAUCAACUUGAAGAAAAGAAUUGGGAACAUGAGGUUAUUCCUUACGGAUUAUUGGAAUCAGAAAGAUUUGCUACUAAAAUUGAUUCAAUCCUAUGUACAAUACAACACACUACUUUUGUUGAUGGUUCCGUAGCCCUUGGUUUUGCCAUACAUCAUUAUAUCAUGGAUGGUACUGGUCUUUUUACUUUUAUUAAAAAUUGGGGGCUAAGAACUCGUUUAGAACCAAUUGACCCACCUAUCCAUGAUCGAAGUUUGCUAAAAGGAAGUGGUAACCCUUCUACAUAUGUUCCUGACGAAUAUUUCUUAAUGGAACCAACUGAAAAUUUUUCUUCAAAUCUACAAAAGAACCUUAAAAAUAUGCCUUCAUUAACUACCAAAAUUUUUCGCUUUAGUCAAGAUGAUCUUAAAAGGUUACGUGAUUAUUAUUCUGUUGGUAUUCCUAAUGGGAGUUGGAUUUCAACAAAUGAUGCACUUGUAGCUCACUUUUGGAGGACACUCACUAGAGCUCGAAAUAUUGAUUUAAACACUGAAGUAUUUUGUAGCAUUGCUCUUAAUGGACGUGAGAGAUUAAAUCCACCUAUUCCAAAAACUUACUAUGGAAAUGUUGUUUUCCAAGUAUGUCCAAGAAUGCUUGUCUCUCAAUUGAUUAACGGUCCACCAUCUACAGUAGCACUUCAAGUUCGAAAAGCUAUUACAAAUAUGAAUGAUAGUCGUAUGCGAUCCAUAAUUGAUUGGAUUGAACAACAACCAGAUAAAUCAUUGAUUACCGCAAGUAUUGUGUACAAUGGCGAGACUUUUGGAAUAACUAAUGUGUCAAAAUUUCAAAAGUAUAAUUUAAUAGAUUUUGGUGAUGGAAUUCCUGCAAAACAGAGACGUCAUCGAGAGUUUUUAGUUGAUGGGCUUUAUAUAGUACAAAGUACUGAGAAUGAUGAUGGAAUAGAAGCUUUCUUUAGUUUACAAACAGAAAAAUUGAAAAUCUUGGAGCAGGAUCCUGAAUUUAAGAAAUUUAUUGUUUCAUAA
This is a messenger RNA of Cetraspora pellucida, 1332 nucleotides long. Lineage: Eukaryota; Fungi; Glomeromycota; Glomeromycetes; Diversisporales; Gigasporaceae. The record is from the annotation of a GenBank genome assembly.